Molecule: messenger RNA, 4728 nt
Organism: Meriones unguiculatus (Mongolian gerbil)
Lineage: Eukaryota; Metazoa; Chordata; Mammalia; Rodentia; Muridae
Product: disintegrin and metalloproteinase domain-containing protein 28
Exons: 36
Coding region: 1-3756 (1251 amino acids)
Biological process (GO): proteolysis
Cellular component (GO): plasma membrane
Molecular function (GO): metalloendopeptidase activity
Source: RefSeq, a predicted model, not a curated record
AUGCAGCAAUGGAGUCUUCUGGUGCUCUCUUUCCUCCUUUCUCCAGUUCCAGCAAGUGCAGUAAAAGAACUCCCUGAGGGCAAAAAAUAUGAAGUGGUUUAUCCUGUGAGACUUCAUCCAUUGAGUAAAAGAGAGACCAGAGAGUCAGAGCAAAAGGAAGCAUUUGAAACUGAGCUAAAGUACAAAAUGACAGUUAACGGAGAGGUUGCAGUGCUUUAUUUAAAAAAGAACAACAAUCUCCUUGCACCAGACUACUCGGAAACAUACUAUAAUUCCAGAGGAAAACAGGUCACCACAAGCCCACAAAUCAUGGAUAGCUGUUAUUACCAAGGACAUAUCAUAAAUGAGAAAGUUUCCGAAGCCAGCAUCAGCACGUGUCAAGGUCUUCGAGGCUACUUCAGUCAAGGCGAUGAAAGGUAUUUUAUCAAACCUUUGAGCUCAGAGAACCUCGAUGAACAGGCUCAUGCCCUCCUCAAGGAUGACCCCAGUGAAGUUCAAGAGAACAGCAGCUGUGGAGUGGAUGAGGUGUCAUGGCUACAAGGGCUGCAUCAGAAUGUGGUCCCACCUGCCACCAGACUGAUUAAGUUGAAUGAUGCGAUGGUUCAAGAACCUAAGAAAUACAUAGAAUAUUAUUUGGUCCUGGAUAAUGGUGAGUUUAAGAAGUACAAUAAAAAUCUUACUGAAAUAAGAAAGAUAGUGUUUGAGAUGACCAAUUACGUCAACAUGCUUUACAAAAAGCUUAAUGCCCAUGUGGCAUUAGUUGGAAUUGAAAUUUGGACUGACGGAGAUAAGAUAAAGAUAACACCAGACCCCAACACCACCCUGGAGAACUUCUCUAAAUGGAGGGGAAGUGAUCUGCUAAAACGAAAGCAUCAUGAUAUUGCUCAGUUAAUCUCCUCAACAGAUUUUUCUGGAUCAACAGUUGGCUUAGCUUUCAUGUCUUCGAUGUGUUCCCCUUAUCAUUCUGUUGGCGUCAUUCAGGACCACAGUAACUACCAUCUUCGAGUCGCAGGGACAAUGGCCCAUGAAAUGGGCCACAACCUUGGCAUGAUCCAUGACUACGUGAGUUGCAAGUGUCCAUCUGAAGUCUGUGUAAUGGAGCAGUCACUAAGGUUCCAUAUGCCUACAGACUUCAGCUCCUGCAGCCGUGUCAACUACGAGCAGUUUCUUCAAGACAAAUCAUCCCAUUGCCUCUUUAAUAUCCCAUCGCCUUCAGACAUCAUAUCCACCCCGGUGUGCGGGAACCAGGUAGUAGAAAUGAAUGAGGACUGUGACUGCGGCACCCCCAAGGAAUGUACCAACAAAUGCUGUGAUGCAAAGACCUGUAAAAUUAAAGCAGGUUUCCAGUGUGCCCUGGGAGAAUGCUGUGAGAAAUGUCGAUUUAAAAAGCCUGGGGUUGUGUGCAGAAUGGCAAAAGAUGAGUGUGAUCUGCCUGAAAUGUGUGAUGGUAAAUCCAGCCACUGUCCCGUUGACAGAUUCAGAGUCAAUGGCUUCCCUUGCCAAAAUGGGCACGGUUACUGCUUGAAGGGCCGCUGUCCCACCCUGCUGCAGCAGUGCCUGGACAUGUGGGGCCCAGGAACCAAAGUUGCAAAUAAGUCAUGUUACCAGCAGAAUGAAGGAGGGUCAAGGUAUGGCUACUGUCACAUAGAGAACAACACACAUAUGCCCUGCAAAGCUAAAGAUGCCAUGUGUGGGAAGUUGUUCUGUGAAGGUGGGUCACGUGAUCUGCCUUGGAAAGGACUUACAGUGUCUUUCCUGACAUGUAAAUUAUUUGAUCCUGAAGACACCAGUCUAGGAGUAGACAUGGUGGCCAAUGGAACCAAGUGUGGAAAUAAAAAGGUGUGCAUUAAUGCAAAGUGUGUGGACAUGGAGAAAACAUACAAGUCGGCCAACUGUUCCUCAAAGUGCCAGGGGCAUGCAGUGUGUAACCAUGAGCUCCAGUGUCAAUGCAAGGAAGGAUGGGCCCCUCCUGACUGCGAGGAUUCUGCUACAGUCUUCCACUUCUCCAUUGUGGUUGGCGUGCUCUUCCCCCUGGCAGUCAUAUUUGUGGUAGUUGCUAUAGCGAUCUGGCACCAAAGUGCUAGAAGGAAGCAGAAGAGAGUUCAGAGGCCACCAUCCGCCACCGAUGCCAGGCUAUACAAGCAGAAGUGUAAACCCCAAAAGGUGAAGGCGGUUCAACCCCAGGAGAUGAGUCAGAUGAAGAAGCUCCACGUGUCUGAGGUGCCCACUGAGGAGAGCGAGCCUCCACCUGAUGUCCUAAUCACAAAGCCGAAUUUCCCACCACCUCCAAUUCCUGUUUCCUCGGAACUAGAGGGAGAUAAAACUGGCCACUGGAGAGACCAUAACUGUAUGCUGCCUGGGACCUCUCAGCUACCCACAGAAGCCAACAUGUCUUGGGUCCUGCUUUCUGUCCUGUGGUUCAUCAUUCAAAGCCAAGUGAUAGAUACAACAUCAACCCCCAAGUUAAAGCACCAUGAAAUAGUUCAACCUAAAAAACUACCCAUUGCCCAUAGAAGAGGAAUUGAGAGCAACGAGACAAAUAAAUAUGGUGAAGAGGAAAGAUAUGCACCUGAAGUUCAAUAUCAGAUCAUACUAAAUGGAGAAGAAAUCACCUUUCACCUAAGGAGAACCAAGCAUCUUCUGGGAGCAGACUACACUGAAACAUCUUACUCAUCCAGAGGAGAAGAGGUGACCAGACGCUCUCAGGAUGCGAAACCCUGCUACUAUGAAGGCCACAUCCUGAACUCAAGGGGCUCUCUUGCCAGCAUCAGUACAUGCGAUGGGUUGAGAGGGAUCUUCACUCAUCAUAAUCAGAGAUAUCAAAUAAAGCCUCUACAAAGCUCAGACGAAGGAGAACAUGCCGUUAUUCCAAACAGCCAGGAGAAACCAGACACAGCUAAUUACAAGCAGGGUAAGAAGGAUGUUGGCAGGAAACGAAGCCAUCUUCGAACUUCUAGGUCACUCAAAAGCUCAAAUGCAGACUUACUUCAAGGACAGAAGUACAUUGGUCUCUUCUUGGUGCUGGAUAAUGCCUAUUAUAAGAUGUUUAAAGGGAAUGUAACCCAGAUGAGGAGCUUUGUGUUUGAGGUGCUGAAUCUGCUCAAUGUGAUUUAUAAAACCAUAGAUAUUCAAGUGUCUUUGGUACGAAUGGAAAUCUGGUCUGAUGGUGAUAAGAUAAAGGUGGAACCCAACACUGGUGUCACAUUAAAAAACUUCAUGAGAUGGCAUUAUUCUAACCUGGGAAAAAGGAUCCAUAACCAUGCCCAGCUUCUCAGUGGAAUUGGCUUCCUUGGUGGACGUGCAGGAAUGGCAGCUGCAAGCUCCUUGUGUACUACUUCUUCAGUGUCAGUGAUUGAGGCUAAAAGAAAGAAUGCUGUGUCUCUCGUAGCAAUAAUGUCGCAUGAGUUGGGUCACGCCCUAGGCAUGCAGGAUAUUCCAUACAAUACCAAGUGUCCGUCUGGCAGCUGUGUGAUGAAUCAGUACCUGAGUUCGAAAUUCCCGAAGGAUUUCAGUACCUCGAGCCACUCACGUUUUCAAAGAUUCCUUUCAUCUAGAAAUACAAGUUGUCUGCAGGUGGCACCUAAUCCUAAAAAUAUAAUAAAGCCAACAUGCGGGAACCAAGUUCUGGAAACGGGAGAAGACUGUGACUGUGGCUCUCCUCAGGAGUGUACCAAUCUCUGCUGUGAGCCUCUGACUUGUCAGCUGAAAUCCCAGCCUGACUGCAGAGAAGAAGCAUCCAACCACAUCACAGAAUGAUCCAGUGUCUACUUCACUGAGGAGCUACUUUGCCAGGACAAGAACCUGACUACCCCAGGGAUCUUCCUAGUUUCACUUUGUGCUUCUGUAUAGACAGGCCUCUGUAUGCUGUGUUCUGUGCGCCUCCCACAGAGUCAAUGACUAAACAAGAAGAUCCUGAAAUAUGCUUGUAUCUGUUGCGAUCACGUAGACCAUAGACAUUUUCUUCUUGUUAUUCCCUACAUAAUACAGUAUAACAACUAUUUGCAUAGCACUUUUGUUGUUUCAGUGUUAGAAGUAGUCUAGAGAUGACAAAAUAUUUAGAAAGAUUUCAGUAGCCGUAUGUAAAUAUACUCCAGUUCUUAAAAAGGACCUCCAGAGAUUUUAUCUGUGUGGCCCUGGAGCCAGUCCCUAGUGGACACAGAAGCAAGACCCUUGCUUUUCUCUUUCCAUUCUGCUUUCUGUGUUUCUACCGGUCCAACCAACAGGUCAAUAGCUGCACUUAGCAAGCUGUCUAUUCGUUCAUGUCUUAUCUGCAGUGUGAAUGGGAGAACCCUGAAAGUGAGUUUUAGUUUCCAUCUUUGGAGAACAAAAGAAAUGAACCUUUGCUGAAAUACUCCGCCACUCCAUUGAAUUAUUAAAUUAACCUCAAAUCACAAAAUGAAAGGUGGUUUAACUCUAAAUCUCUUUGCUAGUGAACAGUGGGAAGAAAAAAUGCCACCUGCUGAGGGAGGGUGAUAGCAGAAAAGAGAGCAGAGUCACAGCCCCUGGCUGUCCCUCAACACCCAUUUUGUCUAGCAUCCUAUAUGGGCCCAUGCUUUUUUGUCUUGUGGGGAUAUUGGUUACAUUCAAACACUUUCUAUGAGAGCAAAGAUGGUUGCUCACACAUUUAUCUAUUUUGAGAGGUCUGUGUUGUUUGCCUCUUAGAGGAAAUGGAAAGAUAAGGCUUCAUUCAUUGGUUGAUGUAAUAAAUCAUGCUUGUAACAAAAACAA